This is a messenger RNA of Orcinus orca (killer whale), 481 nucleotides long. It is a transcript of the gene MAP1LC3C, whose product is annotated as microtubule associated protein 1 light chain 3 gamma. NCBI's taxonomy places the organism in Eukaryota, Metazoa, Chordata, Mammalia, Artiodactyla, Delphinidae. Gene Ontology annotation, biological process: autophagosome assembly; autophagy of mitochondrion; cellular response to nitrogen starvation. The transcript has 4 exons. Gene Ontology annotation, molecular function: ubiquitin protein ligase binding. Bases 1 to 441 code for a protein of 146 amino acids. Gene Ontology annotation, cellular component: autophagosome; cytosol; autophagosome membrane. The record is from RefSeq and is a predicted model, not a curated record.
AUGCAGACUCCACAGAAAAGCCCAAGCCUCAGACCUUUCAAGCAAAGAAAGAGCUCAGCAACCAGAAGGGAGGAAGUUGUUGGAAUCCUAGUGAAGUUCCCUGGCAAGAUCCCGGUGACAGUGGAGCGCUAUCCCAGGGAGAAGCUCUUGCCCUCACUGGACAAGACCAAGUUCCUGGUCACACAGGAGCUGACCAUGACCCAGUUCCUCAGUGUCAUCCGGAGCCGCAUGGUCCUUGGGGCCACUGAAUCCUUUUACUUGCUGGUGAACAACAAGAACUUCGGAAGUAUGAAUGUGACCAUGGCAGAGAUCUACAGGGACUACAAGGAUGAGGAUGGCUUCGUGUACAUGACCUAUGCCUCCCAGAUAUUUGGCUGCUUGGGGUCAGCAGCCCCCAAGGAUGGGAGCAACCUUGGGGGCAGGCCCUGCUAUCCUCUAUAAUACGUAUCCUCUAACCAAUGCAUUCACCAAUGCAGGAGAC